AUGUGCUUUCCCGAAGGUUGUGACAGCUCGUCCUCCAUCCUUCAGUCAUUCAGGAGGUUCUUCCAGAAGAAGCCAAAGCCAUGUGCUUCCAUGAUGCGAAAGGAGCUGUGCCACUUGCGUCAGCAGGCCAACCGCCAGCGUUGGAUAUGCUGGGAGAGUGAUGCAGCAGGGCUUGAAGUCGAGGUUGCGAUGCUCAGUGGCCGGUCCUGGAAGUUCAUCAUUGGCAACACUGCCAAGGGUGCAGAGGUCAAGGAACGACUGGCGGAACUGUCGGGAAUACAUGAGACUGAGCUGUCUCUAGUUUGCAGCGGCAGGCAGAUAAGAGAUGACGAGGUGCUACUGGACACUUUCUUCACUGAGCUUGCUGGGCCACCUCCACAACUUCAGCUUCUGAGGAUCUUCAGGCCAUUUGCAUUGACUUGCAGCACAGCUGCGUACUCGGAGCAUAUGCAGAUCUGUCAGCAAGCCCAAGGGUUUCACCAAGUUUCUCCCGUUCACAUCGCCUCAACAUCCCUCGGUUCAGGUAUAAGGACUCAAGCACACAGUUGA
Molecule: messenger RNA, 549 nt
Organism: Symbiodinium natans
Lineage: Eukaryota; Dinophyceae; Suessiales; Symbiodiniaceae
Source: the annotation of a GenBank genome assembly